CGGGCUGCAACACAGUCUCCACAAGUUUGGGAUACGUGCGCCAAGACAUAUCCCCGCGCUAGCGCCGAGAGAGGAGCUGGGGCGGCCCUCUGGCCGCGACACGCAGGCUUUGUCAUGAUGACCAGCUACCCCGAGCAUGAGGACUCCGCGGGAACCCUACUGGCCCCGGAGACUGGCCACGCAGCCAAAGAGCCCGAGGCGCCGCCGCCGAGCCCGGGCAAGGGCUGCGGCGGCGGCGCCGGGACUAACCCGGAGAAGGCUGACCCGGCGCAAAAGCCCCCGUAUUCGUACGUGGCUCUCAUCGCCAUGGCGAUCAGAGAAAGCGCGGAGAAGAGGCUCACGCUGUCUGGCAUCUAUCAGUACAUCAUCGCCAAGUUCCCGUUCUACGAGAAGAACAAGAAGGGCUGGCAGAACAGCAUCCGCCACAACCUCAGCCUCAACGAGUGCUUCAUUAAGGUGCCGCGCGAGGGCGGCGGCGAGCGCAAGGGCAACUACUGGACGCUGGACCCGGCCUGCGAGGACAUGUUCGAGAAGGGCAACUACCGGCGCCGGCGCCGCAUGAAGCGGCCCUUCCGGCCGCCGCCCGCGCACUUCCAGCCCGGUAAGGGGCUCUUCGCGGCCGGAGGCGCCGCAGGCAGCUGCGGCAUACCGGGCGCGGGCGCCGACGGCUACGGCUAUUUGGCGCCCCCCAAGUACCUGCAGUCCGGUUUCCUCAACAACUCGUGGCCGCUGCCGCAGCCGCCCUCACCCAUGCCCUACGCCUCCUGCCAGAUGGCGGCCGCCGCAGCAGCAGCAGCAGCGGCGGCCGCUGCCGCUAGCCCAGGCAGCCCCAGUGCGGCCGCAGUGGUCAAGGGGCUGGCGGGUCCCGCUGCGUCGUACGGGCCGUACUCACGCGUGCAAAGUAUGGCUCUGCCCCCAGGCGUAGUGAACUCGUACAACGGCCUGGGAGGCCCUCCGGCCGCACCCCCGCCGCCGCAUUCCCACCCACAUCCGCACCCGCACCCGCACCCGCACGCACACCAUCUGCACUCGGCCGCAGCACCUCCGCCGGCCCCGCCACACCAUGGUGCCGCCGCGCCACCCCCGGGCCAGCUCAGCCCAGCCAGCCCAGCCACCGCCGCGCCCCCGGCGCCCGCACCCACCAGCGCUCCGGGCCUGCAGUUUGCCUGUGCCCGCCAGCCCGAGCUCGCCAUGAUGCACUGCUCUUACUGGGACCACGACAGCAAGGCCAGUGCUCUGCACUCGCGUCUCGAUCUCUAA
Molecule: messenger RNA, 1260 nt
Organism: Chrysochloris asiatica (Cape golden mole)
Lineage: Eukaryota; Metazoa; Chordata; Mammalia; Afrosoricida; Chrysochloridae
Product: forkhead box protein L2-like
Exons: 1
Coding region: 115-1260 (381 amino acids)
Biological process (GO): cell differentiation; anatomical structure morphogenesis; regulation of transcription by RNA polymerase II
Molecular function (GO): DNA-binding transcription factor activity, RNA polymerase II-specific; RNA polymerase II cis-regulatory region sequence-specific DNA binding
Source: RefSeq, a predicted model, not a curated record